AAAAGACAUCGUCCUACUUCCUGCUGUAUGUCCCGAAGAGUGCAAGGCAAAAAUGACUGUACCAAUGGCUAAGUUCUUUUUGUUGUCGUUCAAAGUGAUUAUGUUAUGCCUCGCUGUUGAUGCCGUGUUUGAAGAUCAAGUGGGAAAAUUUGACUGGAGGCAGCAAUAUGUUGGCAAUGUCCGCUUUGCUCAUUUUGAUGCACACCUGCAGUCAUCCAAAAAGGUGAUUCUGGCAACCGAGAAGAAUGUUUUUGCUGCAGUAAACACCAGGACUGGAGAACUUUUUUGGCGGCAUGUGGAUAAGAAUGGGCCAGAGGGAAAUAUCAAUGCUCUUCUUCAUCAUGGACAAGAUGCUGUGCUUGUGGUAGGAAAUGGCCGCAUAUUGCGUUCUUGGGAUAUAAAUGUUGGUGGUUUGAAUUGGGAGAUUGUCCUGGACUCUGGCAGUUUCCAGGCGGCAUCUUUUGUUGGACAGCAAGACACAGUUAAGAAUGUUGCUGUUUUGAAGAAAACUGCCUUGUCUCUUCAUUAUCUUUCAAAUGGUCAUCAAAAGUGGAUUGAGAAUCUCCCAGAUGGCGAGACAGUGGAUUACCAGUUUGUGUAUUCUGGAGGAACUGGGGAAGUGUAUGUACUGGGAGUCCUGCCUCAUUCCCACAUUGCUAUUGUUACUUACAGUGUGGACGAUGGCGAAAUAAUAAAGCAGGUUUCAGUGGAAGCGCCGUGGCUGUCAAACAUACAAAGCAGCUGCGCCAUGGUCAGCCAGGGAAUAUUGAUGUGCAUGGAUACCUUGUCAACCUCUCUCUACAUGCUUGAUGUUCAUGCACAGACACAGAUGACCCAGAUCCCUCUGGAGUCACUAGGGCUCCAUGUUGCACCCGACUUCCUUCCCGUGUUGGUGUCCGCCCAGCCUAAUCCGUCCCGGCGCCCGCUCUCUGAGUUCCUCCUUCAGCUCAGUCCCGACCAUUACCUGCUUCUUCAGCUCAACAACGGACAGAUCGUCACACUGAGGGAUUUCAAGCCUGCGAUGCUGGCUUCAUUUGCCACCACCGGAGAUAAAACCGUUGUUGCUGUUAUGUCACCCAAGAAUAAAACGGCCUGCAGCGUGAACUUGUUCAGCGCAGAAACUGGACGCAGACUUCUCGACACCACCUUGAAUGUUAACAUCGAUCCUAAUAGUGGCAAACCCGAGAAGCUGUACGUUCAGACAUUUUUAAAGAAAGACGACUCUGUUGGCUACAGGGUCAUGCUGCAGACCGAAGACCACACGCUGAGCUUUUUGCAACAGCCAGGGCGUGUCGUGUGGACCAGAGAGGAGUCUCUUUCAGACGUAGUGACCAUGGAGAUGGUGGAUCUGCCCCUCACGGGAACACAGGCCGAGCUAGAAGGGGAAUUUGGCAAAAAGGCCGCCAUUCAAGAUGGCCUGAUGUCCAUGGUCCUGAAGCGCCUGUCCUCCCAGCUCAUCCUCCUACAAGCAUGGGUCGCUCACCUCUGGAAGCUCUUCUACGAUGCGCGCAAACCUCACAGCCAAGUUAAAAACGACGUGAGCAUUGAGACGCUGUCCAGAGAUGAAUUCAACUUGCAGAAAAUGAUGGUCAUGGUCACCGCAUCUGGCAAGCUCUUUGGCAUUGACAGCAAAACGGGCACUAUUUUAUGGCGGCACUACCUGGAGAACAUCCCAUCCAACGCAGCCUUCAAACUCAUGGUGCAACGGACCACUGCCCACUUCCCUCACCCCCCUCAAUGCACACUGCUCAUCAAAGACAAGGACACGGGCUUGACAACGCUCCAUGUUUUUAACCCCAUCUUUGGGAAGAAGAGCCACGUUGCCCCGCCUGCUCUGCCUCAGCCAAUACUUCAGUCGCUCAUGCUUCCACUCAUGGACCAGGAUUACGCAAAAGUCUUACUGCUUGUCGAUGACCAAUAUAAGGUGUCUGCCUUCCCCUCCACAAAGAAUGUCUUGCAGCAGCUCCAGGAAAUGGCUUCGUCUAUAUUCUUCUACUUGGUGGACUCCAUCCAGGGGAGACUGUCUGGAUAUAGGCUGCGAACGGAUUUGUCAACUGAGCUCAUCUGGGAGGUGGUGAUCCCCACAGAGAUCCAAACAAUUGUCUCGGUCAAAGGAAAAAGGCCAAAUGAGCACGUGCACUCACAGGGUCGCGUCAUGGGCGACCGCAGCGUCCUCUAUAAGUACCUGAACCCCAACCUACUGGCGGUGGUGACCGAGAGCACCGACAUGCACCAAGAACGAAGCUUUAUCGGCAUCUUGCUGAUCGACGGCGUGAGCGGUCGAAUCAUCCACGAGGUCGUUCAGAGGAAAGCCAGAGGGCCGGUGCACGUUGUGCACUCUGAAAACUGGGUGGUGUAUGAAUACUGGAGCACCAAGUCUCGCAGGAACGAGUUUUCGGUGAUCGAACUGUACGAGGGAAUGGAGCUGUACAACAGCACCGUCUUCAGCUCUCUGGAUCGGCCGCACGCCCCGCAGGUGCUGCAGCAGUCUUACAUUUUUCCUUCGUCCAUCUCCACCAUGGAGGCCACGCUGACCGAGAAAGGCAUCACCAGCCGCCAUCUCCUCAUUGGCUUGCCGUCAGGAGGAAUUUUAUCACUCCCCAAAAUGUUCCUCGACCCUCGGAGGCCUGAAAUCAUAUCUGAGCAGAGCCGGGAGGAGAACCUGAUCCCUUAUGCUCCAGAGUUGAUCAUCCGCACCGAAUGGUUCGUCAACUACAAUCAAACGGUUUCACGAGUGCGUGGAAUUUACACUGCCCCCUCUGGACUGGAGUCCACAUGUCUGGUGGUGGCAUACGGUCUCGACAUCUACCAAACCCGCGUCUAUCCUUCCAAACAAUUUGACGUGCUGAAGGACGACUAUGACUACAUGCUGAUCAGCAGCGUGCUCUUCGCACUUUUCUUUGCCACCAUGAUCAGCAAGCGGUUGGCUGAAGUCAAGCUGCUCAACAGGGCCUGGCGGUAAAGCGGUCACCGGCUGCGUCACCAGUUUUCCGACAGCCCGGACGCUGCACUUCGGACCUCAGGCCGGGAAGACGACGGGUAGCGGAGGUCCAAAAAAGGCCCAAAAGGAACUGCAGGGGGAGGGAGGGAGUACUUUUUUUUUUUUUUUGUGUCUGUUUGUUUUUUAACUUAUUUGUAGGCAAAGGAACAAGUCAUAGUGGAGUAAUUUUAUUUGUGCCAUGUUUGGAUAAAAUCUAGC
Hippocampus comes (tiger tail seahorse) is the source of this 3199-nucleotide messenger RNA. It is a transcript of the gene emc1, whose product is annotated as ER membrane protein complex subunit 1. NCBI's taxonomy places the organism in Eukaryota, Metazoa, Chordata, Actinopteri, Syngnathiformes, Syngnathidae. Gene Ontology annotation, biological process: protein folding in endoplasmic reticulum. The coding region runs from base 53 to 2962 and encodes 969 amino acids. The transcript is spliced from 23 exons. The record is from RefSeq and is a predicted model, not a curated record. Gene Ontology annotation, cellular component: EMC complex. Gene Ontology annotation, molecular function: protein binding.